GAUUUGAUUUCAUUAUUCUUCUGGACCAUCGUUCUAUAUCACUUUUUUUAAAUCAUAGUCUUACAAUUCCAUAUUGCUACCAAUAAAUUCCACACAAUAUAUAGUGUUAAUAGCACCACUUAUACGCUACUUUCGAAUUACGUCGAAAGAGUUCCCAGCCUCAAAGAAGCCGUGAAUGCAUCUCGAGCGUUGUGUUGGUUCUGUUGUCCUCCCGUCAAAAUAAGUGUUUUUUUGUUAAACUAAUGCCCGUUUGAAAACUAUUGUUAAACACGCAAAGGAAAUGGACUCGCAGAUACCAGAGUUGACCAAACCCACCGUUUAUAUGAAAGACCCCAAGAAAGUAGGCGAGAUCCUGGAGUCCAUGUUGAAGGCUGGGUCAAACACAUUACAGAUCAUCUCAGAUUUUGACAUGACUCUAACCAGAUUUGCCUACAAUGGGAAAAGAUGUCCGACCUGUCAUAAUAUUCUUGACAACAGCAAACUUAUCUCUGAGGAUUGCAAAGUGAAGCUCCAGGAACUGCUUGACACAUACUAUCCCAUAGAGAUCGACUCUUCUCGAUCAAUAGAAGAGAAGUUGCCUUUAAUGGUGGAGUGGUGGACCAGAGCUCAUGAGCUUCUCGUGGAGCAGAAGAUAAAAAAGGAUCUUCUGGCUGUAGCAGUGAAGGAAUCUGAAGCCAGACUCAGGGACGGCUUCAAACUCUUCUUCGACCACCUUUGCUGGCACAGCAUCCCCCUGCUUAUCUUCUCUGCUGGGAUCGGAGACAUCCUGGAGGAGGUCAUCCGCCAAGCAGGGGUCUUCCAUCCCAACGUUAAAGUCUUCUCCAACUACAUGGACUUCGAUGAGUCCGGCGUGUUGAAGGCUUUCAAGGGAGAGCUCAUUCACAUCUACAAUAAAAGAGAAGGUGCGCUGCUCAACACUGGGCACUUCCAAGAGCUCAGGACGCGACCUAAUGUCCUGCUCAUGGGAGACUCACUGGGAGACCUGAACAUGGCUGAUGGGGUGCAGGACAUAGAGAACAUCCUGAAAAUUGGCUAUCUCAACGACAAGGUGGAGGAGAGGAGGCAGUCAUACUUGGACUCGUACGACAUUGUCCUGGUGAAAGACGAGACCCUUGACAUCCCGAAUGCGGUCUUGCUCUACCUCACUGGCAACAAAUGACCGGUAACCACGGCUCACAUCUCACCCCGGCGCGCAUUUCCUUUUUAUUUCCUCUCAUCUGCGUUUCCUUGAGUUCUCCUAGUUUAUGUUCGUGUUAGUCGUGUGUUUUCUCAUUUGACAUUUGCUCCGUCCACCGCCACAGUGGCUGUGUGAGAAUGUCGGUUCCAUCCGAGCUAACAGCCAUCACUCUUCACAAGGCUUGGUCUUAUUUGCCGGUCGCACAAGGGUUCACUCUAGUAACCAUUGCACUCCUCCAUGUUGCCUGGCUGUCCAACCCAACUCUGGAGCCAACAGAAUGUUGUCUCUUGUUUUAUCUCGUGGUUUUAUUCAUGUACAUCAGUGACACUGUAACAGGAGACUGAUCUCUGUACAUUUGUAAGACUGACUCACUGACUGCAACUGAGGCUCUUUCGAUUUUAGAAUGUCAAAUCCUAACACAACACACUUGCUAUCCCACCGAGGAGUGAACCUGCUCCCUCACACAGUUUUAAAGGCCUUUACGUCACGUUUUGCUUACCUCAUCUGAUGUGAAAUAAAACAUAUCAACAAGUUUGGAUCAUAUUUUCCUCAUAGCUUUGUCUGCGUAGGAUUUUUACUUUAAAAAACUACCGUCUGUUAUUACUUUACAUUAAAAUACUGACAGCUUUGUACCCUCCGUCAACUGUACGACCAGUGGUUCUUAACAACCGAGAAAGGUUUCGUCAAUAAAAUCUCUUUUUUUAAUUUAACAUUCCAGAGAGGGCCCUGCCCCAAACCUAGGUAGUCAAGUGCUCAUUCACAGUUUGGUCAUCAGUCCACACACACACAGGUGUGCAAGACAAACGUGCGUGUCGACGCCGGCCUGCUCUUGGCUACAGCUCGUCUCGUCCUUGUGCGUCCAACGUCUCGUCCGUCUGCACUUCCACCUCAUCGGGGGAAAUGUAGCCGUCUCU
Molecule: messenger RNA, 2091 nt
Organism: Synchiropus splendidus (mandarinfish)
Lineage: Eukaryota; Metazoa; Chordata; Actinopteri; Syngnathiformes; Callionymidae
Product: cytosolic 5'-nucleotidase 3-like
Exons: 9
Coding region: 281-1159 (292 amino acids)
Cellular component (GO): cytoplasm
Molecular function (GO): magnesium ion binding; 5'-nucleotidase activity
Source: RefSeq, a predicted model, not a curated record